AUGAUYCCCCCCUUGUAAGUCCCAKGUUUUUUCAACUAGGCUUAAGAUGGUGGAGGAUAGAGAAGCGUACAUGUGUUAACUGGUUUUAUUCUAAUAGCAUUAUCUGUUCUUUUAAGCUCAAGAAUGCUCUGUCAGCUUGUCGGGAAGUUUAGACAUGUCAAUUUAUACAGUACCCGACCCCGAUUUGAGUCAAUUUAUUGAAACCAGUGUAUCCAACAGUUGUCACCUUAAUCGAAAUUUUACCUAUCUUGAUUGUAAUGGAGAAUGGCAACAAAUUCAAGAUUCACACUAUGGAUUUGAACUAGUGAAAAACAAUUUGCGGCGUGCAUAUUAUCUACAUAGCCUUGAGGAGACAAAGUUUGACGACUUCUCGCCAUCAAUACGAGGGAAAAUCAUCACUUUGAGAAUUUCAUGUUACAGAAAGGAUUACUGUGUGGUACUAAAAGUGAGAGGAAAACUCAAAUGUCCAUUUAUAAACCCAACAACAGUCAAACCAACAUCGCAAUACUCAGGUUCUGUCGGUAAUCAAUCUGGCAAGGAUAACAGCGGUGUGAUUGGGGGUGCAAUAGGAGGCGUAAUCAUCUUAUUGGUGGUAGUGGUAUUGAUUGUAUUGGUAAUGGCAAUCAGAAGGAAACGUGCUGCAAACAUUGGCAUUCAGCCAGAGACAUCUCAUAGCGCACUUGAUAACCCAAGCUAUAAGAGAGGUGAAGGCCAUGUCUUAACGUUAACGAGUCACCAAGAUGAUCAAGAAGUCAACCCAUACUCCUAUGCUAGGCAUGCUGACCAGGCCAUCGCUAGCGAUACCUACGUACAAGCCAACGACUUCAGUACCGAUACAAAAGAAAGAAGAGAUCAAUUCCAAGGAACAUUAGAAGAGUCAAACAUUGAAGAAAAAAAGGAGAAACAGCUUCCUUUGCCGAAUGAGCCACAUUACAACGUMCUUGAGCAUAUAUCGUUCCCAGUUUCUCCAUCAGAUUACGAAGUUCCAGUUUCCAAMAGGCAAGUUUCAAAUGACGGUGAAAGACAAUCCUCGCACGACAUACAUAAGGUGCCUUCGUCUUCAUUUGAAGAAAAUCGUUCGUCCACAUAUCCUUUGUCAAAUCAGUCCAAUGCCCCAGUUUACAACACUUUAGAAGAUCCAGAUUACCAAAAACUGCAAAGAUCGCAAGACAUUUAUAGUGUGCCUUCCAAUAAUGCUCAUGAGCCCAUACCUACAAUUCAGGGUCGAUUGUCACCGGGUUCUCCACCAAAUUGUGAAGCUCCAGUAUACAACACACUAGAAGAUCCGGAAUAUGAAAAACUACAAAAAUCUCAAGACAUGUACAGUGUCCCUUUUGGGAGUAAACCUACGGUUGAUGGAGGUCAAACUCCCUCAAGYUCUUUAUCAAAACCCGAUGCCCCAGUUUACAGCUCAGCAAAGGAUCCAGAUUACCAAAGACUCCGUGAGCCUUCAACUUCUACAAUUCAAGUAAAUCAACCGUCAGCAGGACCUCCACCAAAUUAUAAAGCUCCAGUUUACAAUACACUGGAUGACCCAGAUUAUGARAAACUGAAAAUAUCACAGGGCAUAUAUAACGUCCCUUCCAAUAGUAGCGAUGGCAGUAAAUCAACAUUCGAAGAAAGCCAAUCAAUACCGGGAUCUUCACCGAACUCUCCAUUUUACAGCACUUUAGAUAACCCCGACUACGAAAAACUGAAGAUAUCACAAGCUACAUGCAAUAGUGGCAAUGACAGUAACUCUACAACCGAAGAGGGCCGAACAAGACCGGAUUCUUCAUCAAAUCCAACUUCUCCAAUUUACAGUUCACUUGAUCCAGAUUACGAAAAASUCAAUGAUCCGACACCAAUCCAAGAAGGCCGAUCGUCUUCGGAAGCUUCAGCAAACUAUGACGCCCCAGUUUACCGCGACGAUGGCCAUUACAAGAGACUGCAAAGAUCACAAGGYACAUUCAACGCGCCUUCAAAUGUCCAUGAGAGCAAAGCUGUAAAUCAAGAAGACAUGAGUCCCRCCUCGCCUGUCUACAGCACGCCAGAAGAUGUACAUCACUACGAAAAAGUUCACAAAUUGCAAGACAUGCACGAAAGACCUUCCUAUAACGUUCUUGAACGCCCUGAAACCAAGUGGAAGACAAACCAAGGACCAGUUUAUGAAGUACCAAAAGAACCAUCUUUCAAGGACCCCUUACGUAAUCCUGKGAGGUCAGAGUACAGUAAACUCGAACACCCAACGAACAGGAAAAGUGUACAAUCGAAAGAAAUACAGAAUGAGUCUUCCUACCACGUUCUUGAUCGCCCCGAGACAAGGUGGGCAUCAAAGAAAAGGAACAUUUCAGAGGAACCAMCAAAAUCUAGUGGUGGUCCAGUGUAUGAAGUAAUCUAAAACAGAUCAGAUGACCAUCUCGUACAAUAUGUUCCGAAAUACAUCCUCUGCUAGACCUUUGGCUGACUGUAUUUACAGACUUUGAGAUUGUUUAUCUGCUCUGUAUCAAUCCAGACAUCAUUAAUUGUAAUAAACAGAUAAAUAGCAUCCAUUGGAAGAAGAAAAUACACGAACAAUUUAAUGACACAGCACUCCAUGCAAAAAGAGAAGAGACUCAUCAAAAUCAUUUUAUCAUAGAUGUUUUUGCUUAGUUCCAGUUGUAAAUAAGAAUAUCGUCCACACCGUUAUUUCAAGGAGUUGAUAGAACUCCAAAAGAGGAGUAGAAAAAAGCUACCAGAUAGCUCCUUUCCGGAGUAGAUUUAACUCAACCAAUUUUAAUUUCACAUGGGAGAGUAGUUCUGACUCGUCUUCUAAGAGCAAUUGUGAACCUCCUUUGGAGUAAUUUUGACUCUCUUUCCGAGUUAAUUGAAACCUCUGGAGUAAAAAUCACUCGAGUUGUAGAGACGAUGUAACUCUCUUUAAAGUUACUACACUAUAACUGACUUUAACUCCAGGUAGAAUUACUAGACAAGUAAAGAAACAUUGACUAAAGUACAUUUGUAUAUUGUUUCCCAUAAUCUUAACAAAAUUAAAUGUGAUUUAAAAAAAGUUUGCUUAUACAUGAUUUUAUGUCGGUU
Molecule: messenger RNA, 3057 nt
Organism: Exaiptasia diaphana
Lineage: Eukaryota; Metazoa; Cnidaria; Anthozoa; Actiniaria; Aiptasiidae
Exons: 6
Coding region: 155-2380 (741 amino acids)
Source: RefSeq, a predicted model, not a curated record